UCCUCCGCCUCCUCUUCCUUCGUCCCUCUGCUAUCCGUCGAAAGAGCAGAAGGCUUUCGAUCCCUUUGUCCUUCGACUCCCCAUCGGACCCGAUCUCGGGUGCUCCGUCUCCAUUCUCGAAGCUCUGAUCAUUGGGCUAAGAAAGAUCUGGGGAUUGGAGGGCGGAACGAACGACGACGAGGGUGGAAGGUCGACGCGAUCGGAGGUAGGAGUCUCUUCCAUUGGAUGCCUUGGCGGAUCCCAUGCCGUCGAUUUGAUCGUCGAAGUCCGAAGUAGAUGUUCCGUAAGAACGACUCGGCCUUGUCCUGCUUCUAUCUCUUCUUGCUCUGGUUCUUCUUCCUAAAAUAGCGAGGAAGGAUCCGAACCCUAAGCUGCGACGAGUGCUUUGCGAUGGGGAAGAGGUCGAACCGGAUCGAGGACGAGUUUCUUGGAGGAGCGAUGUUGGACCUCAACUUGGCGUCUUCCAGCGAGCACUCUGGCGCCGGGCAGGUGGAUGAUUCCAGGAGUUCCAAUUCGUCGGGCCUCAACGCCGAGGUGAUGGUCGAUGUGAUCGACGAGGAUUACUGCUCCACCCAGCCUGCCGCUGCCUUCGAAUUCAGUAUCUUGAAGAGCUGUACGUCGGGUGAAGGCGGGAAUGAAGUCGAAGAGGAGAACGAGGACGAUCGGCGACAACCUGGUCUAGUCACGAGGCAGCUGUUUCCACCACCGCCGGUGGUUCCGCAUGUUUCCCAACUGCCCAUGGUUGCUUCUUCCUCGUCGUCAACCAGGCCGCAUUGGUUGGAUUUUACGUUCUCGCAUGCCGAGGCACCAACGGAGUUGAGAGUUAUCCAUAAGCAGCAGCAGCAGCAACAACAACAACUACAACCGCAGCAGCAGCAACAACAACAACCACAACCGCAACAGCAGGUGAAGAGGAGUCGAAGGGGGCCACGGUCUCGGAGCUCUCAGUAUCGAGGAGUUACCUUCUACCGCAGGACAGGGAGAUGGGAAUCUCACAUCUGGGAUUGCGGCAAACAAGUUUAUUUGGGUGGUUUUGACACGGCUGAUGCUGCCGCAAGGGCAUAUGAUCGAGCUGCGAUUAGAUUUCGUGGAGUUGAUGCUGACAUCAACUUCAAUCUCAGCGACUAUGAAGAAGAUCUGAAAGAGAUGAAAAAUCUACCAAAGGAAGAAUUUGUGCAUGCUCUUCGUCGCCAAAGCACUGGGUUCUCGAGGGGAAGUUCAAAAUAUAGGGGAGUGACUCUUCACAAGUGUGGUCGCUGGGAAGCUCGCAUGGGGCAAGUCCUUGGCAAGAAGUACAUAUAUCUUGGGUUAUUCGACAGCGAAAUAGAAGCUGCAAGGGCUUAUGACAAGGCAGCUAUAAAGUAUAAUGGAAAGGAGGCUGUUACAAAUUUUGAUCCAAGUACCUACGAAGAAGAACUACUUUUGGAGGGUGAUAAAGAAGGCCAUGAUAUGGAUCUGAAUUUAAGGAUUUCGCAACCUGCUGUCCACAAUCAGAGGGGGAAUCAAAAUCCAACGUGUGUUCAAUUUGAAGCUUCUGAUGCUGACAAAGCAAGACAGGAUGAGACAGAAGAGCUCUGAGUAGGUUGGUUCACAAGCUCUCACUGUUUCCGUCUGCAGCAUCACCAGGAUGCUGCUCUUUAUCAACAGCAAUGACCAGCUUAAACAACCCAUGGUCUCCGUUUCUCCCCAGAAGCUGUUUCAGUCUCGGUGCAAUGUUGCAGACAAAACAACAGUGAACAUGCUGUAAACCUAUCAACAGGGUAAGGCGGAGGCUCUACCCAGUUUCAAAGACACAUUACUUGACGGUGCUUGUUUCUUAAAAAUCCUUGUGGCGAGUUCAUUUUCCCUUUUGUCUUAUUUUGGACGUGUGAGGAGGAGCAAUGUUUUCAGCUCUUCCUCUUUAUGGAACCUUCACUGUUUGCUUUAGCUUCAAAAUAUUCCCUCUUAAACCAUCAACUCAGCUUCUUCAACUUGGCAAUGUCUAUGGGUGACUCUGGUUUCUCGAACUGAUCUUAAGGUUGCGUAGACCCGAGACUGCAGGUGGUCAGAUUAAUAUUAUUUGUUUGUUGGACGAUAAACUUUGACUUAUUAUUGUCGACGUUCUUGCUUCUUUUGUUGCUUAUUAUUAUUGUGUAGGUACAACAGCAAAAAGCAACAAGUGCAAGUGGACCUGUACCUGGAUAUUAAACUACUCCGCUCCCGAUCUCACAAUUGCCACUGCCUAUCUUUCAACCAUUAAAAGGAAAAGGAUAAGCCGCAAAUUAUUAGAGACGUACCACCGUUCGUCCAAACACCGCCAGAAGACUCUUCCCACAUAAGCCAAAGUUAAUUUGACAUCUGCCUUCUCGGGCUUCGUCUUCGUUCUUCCCGAGGCUCAAAGCCCACAAGUGUUACAUCCAGCAUCACUUGGAGAUUUUGUUAAUUUCCAUUAGAUUUUGUUCUCCAAGAAUCACUUGGAGAUUUAGCAAUCUUGCCAACACAACUUGUGCAAGGUUUCUUUCAUGGAGCUGCAGGUUUUCCAUUCGGCCUUACAUCAGUAGUCUUCAGGGGCGUCAUCCCUGAAUUCAGAUACAGCAAGAUCCUAACAAGUUACUGUGAAGAUAAGAAGAUACUGCAUCACCAUCAUGGUUUGGUCUCCGAUCCAACUUAGAAUACUCCCACGGCAGAAUGCAAGGCGAUGUAGUUGCCAUUACUGUGGGCUAAAAUACUGUUGUUAUACCAUGCAAUGGUGAGCAUAAGAAGAUUCCUAGGCCAUUGUCCUCGGGAAUCUUCGCUGAAUCUGAUCCCUAGACCACCUUCUGCACUGUCUUCCAGCUUUCCGAUCGAAAGCUAUGUCCUCCCCCAUUAUCUGCAUUGCUUUUAAGAAGGCCAAGCAAAAUCAUUCAAAAGCAAGCACUGGGGAAGAAAGAUCUCAACUUUUUUUUCCACCCGCGUGCACCGACCACAACCAGGAGAGAC
Messenger RNA from Musa acuminata subsp. malaccensis (wild Malaysian banana), 2958 nucleotides. NCBI's taxonomy places the organism in Eukaryota, Viridiplantae, Streptophyta, Magnoliopsida, Zingiberales, Musaceae. The record is from RefSeq and is a predicted model, not a curated record.